AUGAAGCUUCCAGGAUUGUCUGCAGCUCUACCAGCUGCAUUGCUAUUUACAGGAUGUUCGGCUAUCUCAAUAUUAAUGGGGAACGACGAUGGAUUUGGUAGUGCUCAACUACGGGAAUUCUAUCGACUGUUGAAGGAGGACGGGCACGAGGUUGUUGUAGUUGCCCCGGUGGACAACGAGUCCGGCCAAGGAGGACGUUCUGUUUUCACCACAUCAAGGAACUUGACCACUGCUUCAGAGUUCAAUCUUGUCCCUGCUGGCAGCCCUUCUCUUGGUCGAGACGAGAAUGACCCAGAUAUUUGGUAUUAUAAUGGCACGCCAGCCGCCUGCACUUUUGUGGCGUUGGAUUUCGUUCUUCCCCGGUUCUACGAUAAUCGAACAAUUGAUCUAUACGUGGGAGGACCAAACUAUGGCACAAAUCUGGGCUCCUUUCUAUACACGCUAUCUGGCACCAUGGGCGGCACAUAUGCAGCAGUUGGCCGUGAUCUCCCUGGGAUCGCAUUUUCGGGCGGAAACAGCGAACAGCGCUCGUAUACGUGGAUCAACACAACCACCGCCUCCGGCUAUGCAGAUCCGGCAACCAUUCAUGCUCAACUCUCCUUCAAUUUGGUGAAACAUUUGAUCGAUGGCACUCCCGCUGGCCAACGAUUACUACCCCUUGGAUAUGGUAUCAACGUGAACACCCCUUUCAUUACAUCUUUCACCAACGACAGCUGCGUUGACCCGCCAUUCGUCCAAACCCGCUUUGGAGGUGGUUCCUUCACCGACAUUGCUGUUUACAACGAAACCACUGGGCUGUUCAGGUACGGCAACUUCCUCUCCGAAGGUGUUAACAGGUGCAUCAACGGAGACUGCUCCUUACCCGGUGAGACUCCCACCGUGGAUGACGGCUGUGCAGCCAGCGUCAGCGUCUUCACCAUCGAUUACGACGCGCCUUUGGGACCCGAGCAGGGUGGCGUCAGAGCAGCACUGAGCCCGCUUGUGCAUUUGGAAGGCGCAGACAGGAUGAGAGUCAAGGCCAGAGCUGGGUUGAGCAAGGAGGAACUCGAGGCUCGACACCCAUUGAGACAUGAAUAA
Messenger RNA from Exophiala aquamarina CBS 119918, 1077 nucleotides. RefSeq names its product 5'-nucleotidase. Bases 1 to 1077 code for a protein of 358 amino acids. The transcript is spliced from 4 exons. Gene Ontology annotation, molecular function: nucleotidase activity. The record is from RefSeq and is a predicted model, not a curated record. Lineage: Eukaryota; Fungi; Ascomycota; Eurotiomycetes; Chaetothyriales; Herpotrichiellaceae.